UAGUAUGGCAUAUUCGGCGUACCGCAAGUGAGCAAAGAAUGUACACCAACGAGUAGUUGAUGCAAGUACAGUGUGCAAAGCGAAGAAGAUGGAGGCGAGAGACUGUUGGAAAUUUUGUCUCGGAUUAUGGCUGUUUCUCCAGCUCUGUGCUAGGAUAUCGGCGCACAUGAACAUGUACAUGACAGAGGCCGAGGUGGCAAGGGUUUUGGGUAUGGAGGCGGAGUUAUACUUCAUCCGAGAUGACCAUGUCCAGCUUGCAGCUACCAGAUACGACAUGGCCAUCAAAUCCAACAUCAACUCCAUAUACUUCAACUGGGUGACAGAACGACAGGUGUUUUAUUCCAUGUCGUUGAAGUCGGACAAUACGUGGAUGAUGUCCAACCCUGGGAUGAAUAUCUCUAUGGAUGGAGAGGUACCGAGAACAGAGAAAACCUUUGCUGUGACGUUGCACUGUACCGGCAAGCAGGGUGGGGAGGUGGGUUUCACAAUGCAAGUCAACCUCACGUUGUUCUCCGCCAAGAACAUCACCUCCCUCAACUUCAGGAGGCGGAAAAUGUGCGAAAGGGACAUCACUAUCCCAGUUGACCUCAAGACUCCCACACCGGAGGAGAGAGCAGUUGAUGUCGAUGUGAUAUUUUCGGAGGAGCAGCCUGAGAAGACGGUGACGUCUACCAGUGUGUUUUACAUCUCGGUGGGCGUGGUGUGUGGGGUCAUUCUACUGCUGGUCAUGCUGGUGGCACUGGUCCACGUACGAUCCAUGAAAAACUCCGAUCCAGCAAGUGAAACCUCAAGCAGUCGUUCAACGCCAAAAUCAACAGCGGCCAAGAAAUCGUCCCCGACCACCUACACCAAAGCACCCGCCAUGAACGGCCAUGUUAACAGUAACGGUGUCAAGCCACAUAAUGGUUAUAUUGGUCUUCAUCACCAAAUCUACACAACAAUCCCAGAGACGCCAGACUACACAGAGAAGCUACACACCAUGACCAUAGACAGGAGUAGAAUCACAAUAGAAGAGCUACUGUUAGAAGGAACCUUUGGCCGGGUGUACCACGGCAAGCUCCUGAUGUCAGUAGACGAUGAGGAGGAAACGGCCACAGAAAAAGAUGUCCUUCUCAAGACUGUCUCAGACCAGUCUUCAGAAACUCAGGAGAAGCUCCUCCUGAAGGAGAGUUGCCAUCUACACGGCCUGAGCCAUCGCAACAUCCUCUCCAUCAUGCACGUCUGCUUAGACGGCAAACCCAUGUCUGUAUUCGCAUACAUGAACCUGGGCAACUUGAAGACGUUCCUCAGGAACGGCCGGGUGGGGCCUGGCGACACACAUCAGUCCAUAUCAACCAAGGACCUGGUCCAGCUAGCAAUUCAAAUCAGCCACGGUAUGAUGUACCUGGGAAAGAGGAAAGUAGUCCACAAAGAUCUUGCCACGAGAAAUUGUGUGAUUGAUGAGGAUUAUAAUCUGAAGAUCACAGACAAUGCGUUGUCACGGGACCUGUUUCCUAGCGACUACCAUUGCCUAGGAGACAAUGAGAACAGACCGGUCAAAUGGAUGGCUAUCGAAAGCUUACUGGAUAGGAAAUUCACUGCAGCGAGUGACGUGUGGGCUUUUGGCAUCCUCAUCUGGGAGUUAGUGACGUUAGGUCAGACGCCCUAUGCUGAUCUGGAUGCCUUUGAGAUGGCUUCAUACUUAAAGAGUGGCUACAGAAUGCCACAGCCUCAGAACUGCCCAGACGAACUGUUCUCCCUGAUGGCCUGUUGUUGGGCGUUGCUCCCCACGGAUCGACCAAAGUUCACUCAGCUGUGUGCCGCGCUCACAGACUUCCACCGAGCUCUGGGCAUCUACAUCUAGACUGUAAAGCAAGAAAAGUCGCACGCUUAAUUAUGGCCAGUCAGUGGCUAUGUCCAAAUCGGGAAUUUGAGGCUACGACUUGAAAAGUUCACACUAUUGUACUACAGUAAAUGGCUGUAGCCGUGUCCAUUUCAGACAAAGCCUUAUAAUGUAUAGCAGCAGCCAUACUCAGAGAGCCUCUAAGCAGACUUUUUCUGCUAAGCACAUUUUUGUGUAAGCGGGAAAAAAUGGUUUACCAGCCACAGCUAAUACACUUAAUGUACAAUGUUAGCUGGUAACCAUUCCAACCUGCUAAGCAACUCUGCUUACCAACUCUUUGAGUUACGACUUCUGAAUUUCAAUCCAAUUCUGAAAUUGAUACCAAAAGUACUUACGCAAUAAAAAAGUACUUACCUAAUUUACCCACGGUUCAAGAUGAUACCAAAAAUGUAAUGAAAAAGUUGUUUUGUGCUUAAAGAAAUAUUAUUUAAGAUUUUGCAGGGUUUCAUUUGUAUUCACAAAUUCAAAAUACCAACUGUUUCGACAAAAUAAAAACCACCUUUUUUAAUAUUUUAAUUUAAAACAAAAACGAAAAGAAAACCCUGUGAAAAAAGGCGUGGUUGCAUUUCAGCCUGCAUGUUUAUAUCAAGAUCGUUAAUGUAAAUAAUAUUAUUUAGAAAUCGUUAAUAUUUGUUGUACAUUUAGUGAUUCUUUUUAACAUUGUAGUUAAUAUCAACAGAUUAAAGUAUAAAAUCUGAUUUAUUAGGGAAAAAACUCAUCAAACCAUGGUUGUGUAUAUUUUGUUUUUUUAUAAAUUUUUGUUUGAUGCCGAAUAGUCAACUCUAUAACUCAGGGUAUUAAGUUAUACAUUGUAUUUAAUAAGUCUAGGGACUAUCUCCUGCUAUUUUGUAUUUAUCACUAGGGGUGGGCGUCGGAGCCGGGUACCCGAGUACCCGACCACUGAUGUCAGAAACUGGUUCCAGAUUAUGGGAUCGGGUACCCGUAACCAACUUUACAAAUUACUUGGUUACUUCUCAACAAUGAAAAAAGAACGGUUUGGAAUGCCAUCUGUCGUGAAUUUUAAAAACGAAAACCAGACAACUUAAGGGAUGUGAAUUUUAGGGUUGGGUUUCUGUUACGGAUACCCGUGUGUUACUUUAGUAGGGUACCUGGUUCCCCGUAGUACCCGUAAUUGGACAUCACUAAGUAUCACAAUUAUUUAAAUUUCCUUUAAAAGCCUGUAGCAGCAACUCACAGUGCAGUGUGCAACUUUGUCAUUUUCUCGGAGAGGCCUUUUUUUCCUUCAACUUCUUGUCUAACUUUUUUUUAAGAAGUCAGUGGAUCGAUACAUUUUCCUGAAGUUAGUCAUUGUUCAUGUGCAGUGCCACGAAAAAAAGUGAAUCGAAAAAGCAUUGUUUAUAAAAAAAACACUGAUAUUCAUUGAAAAUAUUCCAGCUUGCAUCAUAUUUUAUUUGUCCCAAAACUUUUAUUGUCUUAUGCAAAAUGAAUGCAAAUUUUACCCAUGAUGCUCCUCAAGCGAUGGCCUCUCCGGUAUCUCUCAGUGCUCACUAAAUCUUAUCUUGCUUCUUUUUUGUUUUUGUUUUUUGAAACCAUGGCCGUUGCAGUGAAGUGCUUGUGUCAAACUUUCUUGUUUGAAAGCGUGUGUUUAAAGAAAUAGAAAGCUUGAAAAUUGUUCUCUUUGCCUAUGUAGGGAGUAAAAAUAUCGGUUCUGAAUGGGGCUAGCUUGAAACCGAAAGCUGUAAAGUUUCCUUGAUUUGUGACCGUCUUAAAAAUGACCACUUAUUUCUUGGGCAAAGAGCUGAAAUGCACUUAUUUAAUUGUAAUUUGAAGGAGUGAAAUACAUGAUGAGGCUGUUUGAAAAAUUAUAUUAUUCUAUAUAAAAUAUUGUGAUAUUCAUGUAUUGUAUUACUAGUGCUAGGGUAUAAUACUAUUUUUUACAUGUACAAACAAAAGAAAAGAAUGGACCCGCAGAAGUUACUUGCGAACAUUGGUGGAUAUAGGAAAAAGCCAAAAUGUUUUUUAAUUAAAAUAUUUUCAAAAAUAUCAUAUGAAAGCACGAAGACUUGUUGCAUGUGUCAGUUUUGAAAAAUGAAAAAUGGUACUUUCAAACUUGUAACUCAGUCUUACCAUACCAAGCUUUGUAAUCAUACGUUUUUCUUAUUUAUUUUUAGAACAAAUUUUGGAAAAAUCAUUACUAAGGAUGCAAAUUGCUGCCCCAUUUUUAGAUCAGUUGUCAACAACUUCGCCUGUUGCAACUGAUGUCUUGUGUACAAUUACUUGUAAUUCUAUGCAAUAUCCAAAGGCGGAUCCAGUACUGGUGGUGGUGGUGGGGGGGGGGGGGGGGGAGGCAAGCGGGCUUGACUAUCUUUCAAAAAGGGGAAUGGAAUUAAGUAUAAAGUAUCGUGCGAUAUUUUAAAAUUGUAAUAUUAAAACUAAAAGGUAUGUGUAGCUGAGGGCUUGCGAGGGAGAUACGCAAGGCUUUAAUAUAUUUCCUGAAAAUUUAAGACAAAAAGGUUUCUUCACUCCUCCAAUUAAAUUUUAAAAAUGGUUGGGGGGGGGGGGGUGGCCCCACUGCCCCCUCCCUGGAUCUGCCAAUGUCUACACAAUUCUCAAACGAGUUGAAAUAUGCAUGGAGUUAAAAGUUGGGGUAGAAUUAUAUUCAAGGAAUUUACUCAAGAACUGACCAAAAAAAUUAAAACAAAAAGUGGGUUGCAUUUUUAGGAUAUUGUUCAUAGACCAGAACCCUCUUUUUAACAUUGUACAAUGUCUUUUCAUUUCUGUAUAAAAAUAGUCCCUGUCAGCAUUAACUGUACAUAAUUCAUUGUCAUGUAAAUACCAUUUAUUAAGUACAUUAUGUAAUGAUAUGGCAUGUUGUAUCAUAUAAACUAACUUACAGUACUUCGAUCUGAAAAAAUGUAAAUUCUUUUGACUUGUUUUUUCAAAUGAUUGUUGUCAUGUUAACAUCCGUCAAUAUUCAAAUUUUCAAGGUCGAUAUUUAUGGAUUUUCGCUAGGUCAGUCUGAAAGAGUUUGAUAAAAACAGAUGUUUGGUCAUAAUGUUUGGUCGUAUGUAAAACACUUUGAACCUCUGAUGCACCAUACAAUUUCAUUAGCAACUUGUAAUAUUGUCUGACAGCUUUCAAGACUAGCGAUUUAUGUGUACUUAAACAGUUUUCACUUUUGAAAUUACAAGAAGUUUUACAGUUAAGUGAUACUGGGAGAUGACUUUGACGCUGCCAGUUGUCUUUUCUUUGGAAUAAAAAUAAAUAUUCAUUUAUGCAAAUUAUACAACUUGAGUGAUAUCAUUGGUUGCAACACCAUCUUUUUUUCUAAUAGAGACGCAAAAGUUCGGCAAAACUUUGUCUUUCAAAUUUGAUGCAAAGAAUGGAAGUUGUUGAAGAUCUUUGCCGUUUGCGUUUUCAAGGAAAAGCACUAUUAUCAGAUCAGCCAUCCUCGGCAUCUAAUACUGUCCAAAAGAGGGCAUACUUUCCUACUUUUAUUAUCUGAAAUCUGUACUGUUCCUGAUUCAUCUAUGGAAGCUUGAGCCUUGCGAAAGGGAUUUGUUUCUAACCCCACACCGAAUUAUUUUGUAUAAGGUGGGAAUCCUUACGAUAAAUGAGUAGGGUUUUAUAAAAUCGCAAUUAAAUAUAUUUUUCAUAAUUGCAAGAAGUUAACGCUUGCCUGGAAAUAAGAGCAAGCUUAUUACCGAGGAGUGUCCGUAAUUCAUCAGACCAUUAAGAUAAAUUAUUGAAUUGCAAAACAUGUUAUAUUUACAAGCCUUUCUGUGGAAUUACUUAGUCAAUAAACGUAAGGUGCUCUUGGCACUCAUACACAAGCCAAAAAUAGUGAAUAUA
Messenger RNA from Patiria miniata (bat star), 5695 nucleotides. RefSeq names its product tyrosine-protein kinase RYK-like (gene ryk). Bases 89 to 1843 code for a protein of 584 amino acids. Gene Ontology annotation, biological process: cell surface receptor protein tyrosine kinase signaling pathway; axonogenesis; protein phosphorylation. Gene Ontology annotation, molecular function: ATP binding; protein kinase activity. The record is from RefSeq and is a predicted model, not a curated record. Gene Ontology annotation, cellular component: signaling receptor complex. Lineage: Eukaryota; Metazoa; Echinodermata; Asteroidea; Valvatida; Asterinidae. The transcript is spliced from 14 exons.